Terrapene triunguis (Three-toed box turtle) is the source of this 930-nucleotide messenger RNA. RefSeq names its product ficolin-1-like. Lineage: Eukaryota; Metazoa; Chordata; Testudines; Emydidae. Bases 1 to 930 code for a protein of 309 amino acids. The record is from RefSeq and is a predicted model, not a curated record. The transcript has 10 exons.
AUGGAAUUGACAGUGGUGAGGGUAGUGGGUCUCAACAGUACCGAGAAACUCAUUAUUCUCCAAGGCUGCCCUGGAAUUCCGGGUGCUGUAGGGCCCAGAGGAGACCAAGGAACUGCAGGAAAUACAGGACAACGGGGACCUCCGGGGAUCCCUGGAAAGGCGGGGAAAAGUGGCCGAAAAGGACAAAGAGGUGCUGGGGGCCCCUCUGGACUGAAAGGAGACCUGGGAAACCCUGGACCUCCUGGAACACCUGGAGAGGAAGUGCUUGAGAAAAGGCAGUGUACAAAAGGAGCAAAGAACUGCAAGGAGCUGUUAGCCAGAGGCAACAUCCUGAGCGACUGGUACACCAUCUACCCCCGUGACUGUAAUGCCAUGACCGUGCUGUGUGACAUGGACACAGAUGGUGGAGGAUGGAUUGUGUUCCAGAGACGGGUGGAUGGCUCCAUGGAUUUCUUACGUGACUGGAAUUCAUACAAAAAAGGUUUCGGCAGCCGGCUGUCAGAAUUCUGGCUGGGGAACGACAAUAUCCACCUGUUAACUUCCCUUGGAGCCAACGAGCUUCGCGUCGAUCUCAGAGAUUUUGACACCAACUAUCAAUUUGCUACCUUCAGAUCAUUCAAAAUUGCAGGGGAGACCGAGAACUACAAGCUGAUCCUUGGAGCCUUUGUUAAUGGCACCGCAGGGGAUUCCUUAACUGAACACAACGGUAUGAUGUUUACAACCCGAGACCGUGACAACGACUUGUCUAUAACUAACUGUGCUAUAGCCUUUAAAGGGGCCUGGUGGUACAGGGAUUGUCAUUUGUCCAACCUGAAUGGAUUAUACCUGAGUGGAGCCCAUGAAAGCUAUGGUGCUGGGGUGAGUUGGGCUUCAGGCAAAGGGCACAUGUACUCCUACUGGUGGUCUGAGAUGAAAAUUCGGACUGUGUAA